AUGCAGCAUGAGCGCCAGCAUGUGCCUGUGACGGCGUUGGCCUUGGUCGGGGAUGACUGGAUUUUCUCCGGACAAGGCCCGUAUCUUUACAUCUAUGGAUCAGAUGGCACAACACACCGGAAGAUUCGAGUGUUCGAAGGCCAAGCCAUUCAUGGAAUCGCCCUGAGUGCAGACGACCUCGCUUCGGCCGCCUUGAUAUGGGGCGGUUCUCUCUCGCGCUCGCUAUCCAUCGACAUCCAAGAUGGAAGAAUCGAAGCCUCCCUCGGACCCGUCCAAAAUGUACAGGACUGGAUUCUCGACGCGGCCUUUGCCCCGUCUUCCCACUCCUUAAUCGGCCUCGUCACGGCGCAUAAUGCCCUCGCGACCAUCUCAAUCACCCGACCUGCCCAUGCCAAAUCACCUACGCCCCGGCCGAGUCUCCAACAGCGCGUACCCGGCUCGAAUUGCAUCCUCUACUCCGCACACAUCUUAUGGCUAAGUCCAUCUCACUGUCUCGUUGCGUCAGGUACUGCCUUUGGCGACAUCAUUGUUUGGUCAGCGUAUCUCGAGCAUGACUCUGAAGUUCCAUUGCGCUCCCACACUCAUUUCACUUUCGCCGCUCAUGAAGGGUCGGUGUUUGGCGUUCGCCUAUCCUCCCAGCUUAAAAUCCCCGGAUUUGGAUGUGAAAGAGUUCUGGCCAGCUGUAGCGAUGAUCGUACCGUCCGAAUCUGGGAUGUCUCGAGUCUGCCCAUGGAGUCCAGCGCGGCUGGCGAAACCCCUCGAGAUACGGGCUUUGGCGCGAAGAUUUCUGAAGACGCACUCGCUCCGCGGUGCCUGGCCAAAGCCAUGGGUCACAUCUCCAGGAUCUGGCAUGUUCGAUACGCAGCUGGGAAGCAUCGUGACGAGACCAUGCGCAUCCUAUCGUUUGGAGAGGAUGCUUCCGUCAUUGUUUGGGCGCUGCAAGCACGGGAGCAGCUGUGCAGCCUCAAUCAGUUGCGUUCAAUCAAGGCGCACUCUGGAAAGAAUAUAUGGGCCGUUGCAGUGCACGACAGUCGCGGCUUGCUUGCUACCGGUGCCGCGGAUGGAGCGAUUGCACUGUACGAAUCACCCGGCAAAAGUCUCGACAUUCAUGAAAUUGCACCACCACUCUCGCUCGAAAGCAAAGGCAGUGACGCAUACCGCACAUAUGGAUUCGUGGGUCCCAGCACCGUUCUAGCUACUACAGAUCGUGGCGGCGUGGUGCAAUUCCACCUGUCCGGUGAUCAACCGUUGCAUCCCAUUGAGAUCUCAUCGCCUCUCGCAAGUCUCCGAGGCUACUCAAUCAUGUCGAAUGUGUCCGCUUUUGGGUUCAUUGGCGGAAGUGACGGCGCCAUACAUGCAUUCGAUCGUGGGACUGCUCAACUUGUAGGACUUGCGCAGGUCGGCAGCAAGGUGGCAGGAUUGUUUGCGUGUCGCCCCAGGUCAGACUUGCUGAACCUCCUCGCAACUACAGUCAACGCAACCGAGGCUCGAAUAUUACGUCUGGACGGUCCAGAUCCGUUUCGCUCGCCAUCAAGGACGACAAUGUUGCAGCUGCCAGAAAGCUUCGUCGUCACCAGUUUCGCGUACUACGAAGACGAGUCGUUACGCUAUGCAGUCCUCGGCUCCCGAGGUGGCGCAAUCGCAGUCUACUGUCCUUCUGUCGAUGGGUCGAACCAGCUAGACUGUUCUAUAACGAUCAGUGAAGCACACAAUGCUGAAUCCGUUACAAGCCUGCGGCUAGUCCAACAGAAACGCACUCCAGGACAUGCCGCAAGACACUUCCUCUUCUCCACAGGCCGAGACGGCACCUUCGCCGUGCGUGAGCUCCGCCACUCCAACGCCGCAGUGGAAGUCAUCACCCUCCACCAACUAGCCCUCCCCUUCGGGCCCAACAUCGAAGGCCUCAAAAUGCACGCCGACGACAGCAGAGUGUGGACCUGGGGUUUCCAGAGCAAACACUUCGUCGUCUACGACGUGAUGGCGCAGCGCGAGAUUAUGCGCGUCGAGUGCGGCGGCGCACAUCGGCAGUGGGCGUUUGAACCGGAUUUCGACGCCAAUGGAGGGCGGUUCGUCUGGACGAAGGCGGGGAGGCUGUUCCACGCCCAGCAGGCUGCACUGCCUUUUCGUCUUUUGAACGAGGGGGGCCAUGGGAGGGAGAUCAAGGCUGUUGCUGUCUCCUCGGCCUCUGCUGAGAUAGGAUCCGUCAUCGCUACUGGAGCAGAAGACACGGACAUUAAGCUCUUCCGGUAUGAGAAGAGCGGUGGUUUUCACUGUCUGCAGACGUUGCGGAAGCACAAUACUGGUGUUCAGCACCUAGCCUGGCAUGGAAACUACCUGCUCUCCAGCGGAGGAUUCGAGGAGUUUUUCGUGUGGAGGGUGAGUGCAGGUGUGCCCUAUCUAGGCAUCGGAGUUGCCUGCGAGUCUGCACAUCCGCGCAGUGGAGCUUCCGAUUUGCGGAUCAUGGGGUUCUGCGUGGACGAGGAUACACGUGAUGGAAAUCGUGGACUGCGGAUUACGAUGGCGUACUCGGACUCCACGCUGAAAGUCUGGGCAUAUGAAUCUGAGCAACGGACGUGGACGCUGAUAUCGGCCGGUGACUACUUGACCUCGUGUCUGACGCAAGUAAUGGCGACGACUGACCAUCGUUUCAUCACCGCUGCCACGGAUGGAUACCUAACAACUUGGAGGCAUCAGCAGCAACAGCAGCAAAGUCUAGACUGGCUCAGCAGACACAAUGUCCACCAAAGCGCCAUCCACACCAUCGCGCAUCUAGAACUCGCGGACGGAACGUCGUUGUUCGUGACCGGCGGCGACGAUAAUGCAAUUGCUAUCACAAGAUGCACUCCGGGCGAGAGCAGCGACGACACGGGUAUGGCUACUUUAUUGAUUCCCCGCGCUCACGCGGCCGCUGUGACGGGGGUUGCGAUCAUUUCCAUACGCCCCAAUGGAGGAGAAUGCCAACAAGUGCAACUGGUAUCAGCGGGCAUCGACCAGCGCAUCAAAGUGUGGGAGGUGGAAGUCGACGCGGUUGGAGCAAUGCGAGUGAAGAAAGUUGCCGAUGUCUUUACUGCCGUGGCGGAUGUGUCUGGCUUGGAGGUCUGGAGGGGUGAAGAAGAUGGAGUCAGCGGAGUGCUGGUUUCUGGGGUUGGGAUAGAUCUGUGGAGGAUGCCGUCGGCGAGCGCGUAA
This is a messenger RNA of Neohortaea acidophila, 3186 nucleotides long. Its product is annotated as WD40-repeat-containing domain protein. Bases 1 to 3186 code for a protein of 1061 amino acids. The transcript has a single exon. NCBI's taxonomy places the organism in Eukaryota, Fungi, Ascomycota, Dothideomycetes, Mycosphaerellales, Teratosphaeriaceae. Gene Ontology annotation, cellular component: cytoplasm. The record is from RefSeq and is a predicted model, not a curated record. Gene Ontology annotation, biological process: tRNA methylation. Gene Ontology annotation, molecular function: protein binding.